CAGCCCUUGGGUGCAAUCAGAUUAUCAGAGAUUAUGCAGAUCAGUUUAAAAAACAGCAAGCUGCUAUUGUUGGAGUGGCUUUAGGAAGGUAGACGAGGAGGCUGCUGGAGAGGAAGUUGCUACUUCAAGGGAAUACAACUCCGGACUGCAGAGCCACAAAAAAUGCCGGUGAUCAAUAUAGAAGAUUUAACAGAAAAGGAUAAACUAAAAAUGGAAGUUGAACAACUCAAGAAAGAAGUGAAACUUGAGAGACAACUGGUAUCCAAAAUGUGUGAAGAAAUCAAAACUUACAUUGAAGGAAACUCUGGAGAGGAUCCUCUUGUAAAGGGUAUUCCUGAAGACAAGAAUCCCUUCAAGGAGAAAGGAGGAUGUGUGAUUGCCUAAACAUUUCUAGGACUGUUACCGGCUGUUACAGUCUAGUAAAAACAGUUUAGAUCCCUUGGUUCCAUUGGCAUAUGAAUAAAAACCCACUGCAUAAACUGCGAGGGAACUGACUGAAGAACUGUAUGUAAAUGUUUUAGCUCCUCUACUCUCUGCAUGAUUCACUUCUUACCUUCUGUGGGCUAGAAGCCCAAAACACAUAAAUGACAUGAACGUUCAUGUAAUUCUAGUCUCCAGGUAUAACAUGACGCUUUGCAGGUUGUAAUAGAUUGUUUUAAUAAAAGAAACGUGUGUGAAUUCAA
Spea bombifrons (plains spadefoot toad) is the source of this 683-nucleotide messenger RNA. RefSeq names its product guanine nucleotide-binding protein G(T) subunit gamma-T1-like. Lineage: Eukaryota; Metazoa; Chordata; Amphibia; Anura; Pelobatidae. The record is from RefSeq and is a predicted model, not a curated record. Gene Ontology annotation, biological process: G protein-coupled receptor signaling pathway. Gene Ontology annotation, cellular component: heterotrimeric G-protein complex. Bases 163 to 384 code for a protein of 73 amino acids. Gene Ontology annotation, molecular function: G-protein beta-subunit binding. The transcript has 3 exons.